AGAAUAUCUUACAGGAAAUGUGCAAGUGGAAUGUUUGCACCAUGAGAACAGAUACACAGCUAGAGAAUAUCUAACAGGAAAUGUGCAAGUGGAAUGUUUGCACCUUGAGAACAGAUACCUAGCUAGAGAAUAUCUUACAGGAAAUGUGCAA
Molecule: messenger RNA, 151 nt
Organism: Candidula unifasciata
Lineage: Eukaryota; Metazoa; Mollusca; Gastropoda; Stylommatophora; Geomitridae
Source: the annotation of a GenBank genome assembly